CUUCUUGCGACCCACGCGAAAGGCACGAGAGCGGCGCAUUACUCGCAAACUCCCCCUCUAUUUAUCUAUUUAUUUCACGCGACAUGGAGGCAACUGUCGUCGCUACGACGCAACUGACACAAGACUCGUUUUAUCAGCCUUUCUCGGAGAGCCUGGAGAAGCAGGACAGGGAGUGUAAAGUGCUGAAGAGACAGCGCUCGAGCAGCCCGGAGCUGCUCAGGUGCAAGAGGAGGCUGACCUUCAACGGACUGGGCUACACAAUCCCUCAGCAGCAACCCAUGGCGGUGGCGCGGCGCAACGAGCGCGAGAGAAACCGCGUCAAGCAGGUCAACAUGGGCUUCCAGACGCUUCGCCAGCACGUACCGAACGGAGCGGCGAACAAGAAGAUGAGCAAAGUGGAGACGCUGCGCUCCGCCGUGGAGUACAUCCGAGCCCUGCAGCAGCUGCUGGACGAGCACGACGCCGUGUCGGCUGUGCUGCAGUGCGGCGUCCCGUCUCCAUCCGUCUCCAACGCGUACUCGGCGGGUCCGGAGUCUCCGCAUUCAGCCUACUCCUCCGAUGAAGGAAGCUACGAGCAUCUCAGCUCCGAGGAGCAAGAACUGCUGGACUUCACCACAUGGUUCGACAGAUACGAAUCAGGUGCUUCAAUGGCUACUAAAGAUUGGUGCUGAAGAGACAGCAAGUGACCAGUCCUGGUCUUUGAUUUGCUGCAUGCUGGUGCCCAUGAAGGACCCGAGUUCGUUGACUGAGCAAAGGACACUCACAGGACAUUUUCUCCAGCAAUGCACACAGAUGAUGCAAGUUUCCAAAUGUGACAACUGCACGGGACUUUCGGAGUACGAGGAUGUCUAAACUGCUGACUUGUGUCUUGUCACCUCAUUCUGUGUUCAACGUUUUGCCCUGCUGAUGCAAUACUGUCUGAAUGAGCACAUUUUGAAUGAGCCAGUGUGUUCCUAUCAUAUUGUACAAAUAACGAGGUGACCAGUCGUAGUUUUAAGUAAUUGAGGAAACAUAGUAUCAGGUCCCUUAUACAGCGUCUGCAAGGGGAUACACUAACGUUACACUAGGAAGCCCAUGCACAGGCAAACUGUAUAUUACAAUAUUUUGUGCUAGAUGUGUGGCAGUGUUUUUAUACCGGAUGAAUAACUUUUGUAUCAAAGUGUGCACUUGUGUGUUUUUAUACAAACUUGUGUAUAUGCAAUUUUUUUAUGAAGAGAAACCUAUUUUAUGUAAAAUAAAGAUUUUAUUUAUUCAG
Messenger RNA from Danio rerio (zebrafish), 1255 nucleotides. It is a transcript of the gene ascl1b, whose product is annotated as achaete-scute family bHLH transcription factor 1b. Gene Ontology annotation, cellular component: nucleus. Gene Ontology annotation, biological process: regulation of signal transduction; signal transduction; small GTPase-mediated signal transduction. The record is from RefSeq and is marked provisional. Gene Ontology annotation, molecular function: protein dimerization activity; GTP binding; GTPase activity. Lineage: Eukaryota; Metazoa; Chordata; Actinopteri; Cypriniformes; Danionidae.